UAUUAUUUCGGAUAAUUAUAAGAUUAAGAGAUCCAGGCAUUUGGAAAUAAGAGACAAGCCCACAUUUCUCUUCAGCCCACACCUACUGCUGUCUCUCAUGUUAGUAUGGAGCAGUACACAAUACUGGGAAGGAUUGGAGAGGGCGCUCAUGGAAUCGUCCUGAAAGCCAAGCAUGUGGAGAGUGGAGAAGUGAUUGCAUUAAAGAAAAUUCCUUUGAGGAAGUUAGAAGAUGGUAUUCCUAACACUGCACUCAGAGAAAUCAAAGCUUUACAAGAGAUAGAAGAUAAUCCAUACGUGGUAAAACUGCGUCAGGUGUUCCCGCACGGCAGUUCCCUGGUUCUGGAGUUUGAGUACAUGCCCUCAGACCUUUCUGAAGUGAUCCGCAACUCAGACAAGCCACUCACGGAGGGCCAGGUGAAGUCAUACAUGCUCAUGUUGCUGAAGGGAGUCGCCUUCUGUCAUGAAAACAACAUCAUGCACAGGGAUCUGAAGCCAGCCAACUUGCUGAUCAGCAGCACAGGGCAUCUCAAGAUUGCAGACUUUGGGCUUGCUCGGGUGUUUCAGAACAAGGGAAAUAGACUGUACAGUCACCAAGUGGCCACAAGAUGGUACAGAGCGCCUGAACUUCUAUACGGAGCGAGGAAAUACGACGAAGGCGUGGACCUGUGGGCAGUUGGCUGUAUUUUUGGUGAACUGCUGAACAAUUCUCCCCUAUUUCCAGGAGAGAAUGAUAUAAAACAGCUGUGCUGCGUGCAAGGAGUACUUGGUACUCCCAACGAGAAAAUCUGGCCUGGCAUGCAUGAGUUGCCAGAUUACAACAAGAUCACAUUCCCAGAGACCCACCCGAUGCCCUUUGAGCUAGUCGUUCCUGACGCGUCCACAGAGGCACUAGAUCUGCUGAAGAAGUUUCUGGUGUACCAGUCUAAACAGAGGGUCUCUGCUAAAGAGGCUCUAGUCCACCCAUAUUUCUUCACGGAGCCCCUGCCAGCCCAUCACUCUGAACUGCCGAUACUCCAGCGCAGUCAACGCGGGCAUCAGCGGCGCCAGAACGCCCAUCAGUAUAACAUAGAGGCACCCUUAGACAAGUCUCUAGUAGAUCCUGAACUGUUAGCCCCACAUGUGGUGAAAAUAAAAUGAUGUGUUGUGAAAAUUGCAAAUUGUGUUUGAAAAUUCAAGAUGGCAGCAGAAACAGAUACUCAUACCAAGGCACACAGUGGUAGGAAUAAUGGCACGCUGACUGUUUUUUCGGAUAAACACUGCUGAGCUGCCUACUUACUGAAGAUUUUCUGUGCAACAAAACUGGAGACAUAUAUGCAUGAUGUGUGCAUUUGAUGAGGAGUUUUAAAAUGUGUUAUCAAGUCAUAAUUUGCUUCCAUAUAUGACAAUGCUGAAGGUUCAGCUCUUUUAAUGUUUAAUUGUUACAUGUAUAUGUUUUGACUAAAUACUAUUUCUAGACAUAUCAAACUGACCAUGUGAUCAAAGAUGCUAAUGACAGUUCGAAAUUAUUAAAAUGGCUCAUGUAAAAGAUACAUUUCAUGAAAAAUUGCAAUAUGACUCAUAAUGAGAAUUUAUAAAAAAAACAUGCACCUUUAAACCAUGGGUUUAUACCUCCGUGGAGCAGUGUUAACCUUUUUUUUCUAACUUGUAUUUAAAAUUGUAGAACUGCCAGGUAACUGUGAUAUAUUUUACCAUUCAAUUGUAUAUAUUUCAUAAUAUUUAUUCUUGUCAGUUAAAGAGA
Molecule: messenger RNA, 1738 nt
Organism: Mya arenaria
Lineage: Eukaryota; Metazoa; Mollusca; Bivalvia; Myida; Myidae
Product: cyclin-dependent kinase 20-like
Exons: 11
Coding region: 106-1137 (343 amino acids)
Biological process (GO): protein phosphorylation
Cellular component (GO): nucleus
Molecular function (GO): ATP binding; cyclin-dependent protein serine/threonine kinase activity
Source: RefSeq, a predicted model, not a curated record